UUCAUUUUUGUCAUUUUCCCUACAGUGAAUAUAACGGUAUCGACGCUGGAAAAAAUGCAGCAACACAUCCUUCAUGCGCUGAGGAGGCCAUGUAAAGUAGAUAUUCUUCGAAGGACACUUUCAUCCAACACUAGUAAUGGGGAGACUUUAACCAUUAAAGAAACAAGGGAGAAAUUAAAGUUGCUGGUAGGAGCACAGACAAUAUGGGGAUCAUCCACGGCUGGCUCAGUUUUCGCCCCUGUUGCAACCAGUCAGGAUGAGAUACCACCUAGAACUAUGGCACAUAGCUUCCGGAAGGUUGUUAUCCCUCUUGGCACCAACCCAAUGCUAAAGGAAAAAUAUAUCAACUUCUACCAAGGCAUCAGAUUUGGGAGAAUUCUGGAAGAUCUUGACACAUUUGCAGUGGACAUAAGUUACGCACACUCACAUGACUCCGCACACCCUGAUAAGAAGUCUCCACUCAGUAUUGUCACAGCCCUGGUCGACAGAAUUGUUCUGUGUGAGCAGCCAAUACUUCCUGACCGCGACAUCAGGAUGCAAGGCAAUGUGACCUGGGCAGGAAAGACAUCUAUGGAGGUCACAAUGAAGCUUGACCAGGAAAUUGAUCAAAAUUGGAAGCAGUUGCUUGAAGCAAAGUUUUUGAUGGUUGCAAGAAAUCCUGCAACCAAAAGUGCUGCUGUAAUAAACAAGUUGAUACCGGAAGGUCCCGAAGAGGAGGCAUUGUUCAAACUCGGUGAAGAAACAAAGGCAAAGCGGAUGUUGGAAAGUCAGAAGACAUUGUUAAAGACCCCACCAGACGAGAAUGAACGUCUGCUGAUACAUAACUUGUUCCUUGAGACCCUUGAUCCGAAAGCAUCUACGUUCAAAGUUCGGGUGAAGCCAGAACGCUCUGUUUGGAUGGAAGAUACACUUCUGAAGAACCUGGUCAUUUGUAUGCCAGAACAACGUAAUCUCUACAACAAGAUCUUCGGCGGUUUUCUGAUGCGAAAGGCAUUUGAGCUGGCCUAUGCAAAUGCUUGUCUCCAUUGUAAAGGUCGAGCUAAAGUCCUGGUGGUCGACGAUAUCGCCUUCAAGAAAUCGGUGGAAGUAGGCUCGUUCUUGUUCCUUUCGUCACAGGUUGUGUACACGUUGGACAAUCACAUGAUGGUGAAGGUACACGCCGAGGUUGUCAACCCGAAAGACGACUCAAGGGAGACUACCAAUGACUUCUACUUCCUGUUUGCGUUGCAGUCCACAGAAGUACCGAGAGUGAUACCGAAGUCUUAUGCAGAGUCUAUGCUUUAUCUGGACGGCAAGAGACACUUUGAUUCGUGAAAAAAAACUGUUCUCAUGGAUCAAAUGUAAACGGCCAAUUCCAUCAAAUCGGGAUAUAUUUUAAAAGUAAAUAUUAGAAUAAUUCAUGUCUAGAAACAUAUACAUCAUUUGAUGUCAAAUGAUCAAAGCAAUUAUUUCACACAACAGCUGUAUAGCUAGUAUCCUACAAUUGGGUUUAUGUGAAUGAUAUACUUUUAAUCAAUUUGUUUCGCAUCUGAUACUCUAGCGUUUUUAUAAAAGCUUUUUAAUAAAAUCUCAUUAUAAUUUAUGUUUGGGACCAUCCUUGUUCAGGACAAUGUACAUGUUUUCUGUUAACCUCCUCUACGAAGUGAAGUUGGUAUUCUAGAUUCAUAAUGACCGUACAUCGGUCAUGUCCGUUCGUCGGUCUACGUAAACUUGUCCACAGAUGUCCAUUUACGUAUCAAGCUUUAAGCGUUUAUAAUGCUUUGUUGCUUAUGAAAACUAAUCAUUUAAUUAUUUGUAUUUAUUAACAGUAUUUAUUGCAUAAAGACAAAACCCUUUUUCUAGUUACAAUUUUUUUUGAAGCGAGUAGUUUAGCUUCAUGCAAAGGGUAGGUUGCGUCCAGGGAAUGUGUCACUUCUGUGUUAUUAUGUAUGGCAUUUCAUUCAUUUAGCUCAUACUAUGUUUUUACUUACCUUUAUGUGUAGUUAUACAUCAUGUAUUUAAAAAAUCACUCUUGA
Messenger RNA from Dreissena polymorpha, 2015 nucleotides. Its product is annotated as acyl-coenzyme A thioesterase 9, mitochondrial-like. Gene Ontology annotation, biological process: acyl-CoA metabolic process. Gene Ontology annotation, molecular function: fatty acyl-CoA hydrolase activity. The record is from RefSeq and is a predicted model, not a curated record. The transcript has 14 exons. NCBI's taxonomy places the organism in Eukaryota, Metazoa, Mollusca, Bivalvia, Myida, Dreissenidae. Bases 55 to 1314 code for a protein of 419 amino acids. Gene Ontology annotation, cellular component: mitochondrion.